AUGGGUUCCAUCGAAGAUGAUGACCCUGUCAUCUCAUCAUAUGAUGUCUUCCUGACAGACUCCGAAAUCUCUCGUUAUGUCUUCCAAUAUAUCGAUCGCCCCCAGAACAAACCCUACAAUGAACGCCGUGGCCAGAGACCGACAGAGCUUCGCAUGAAGCCUAAUACAGGCCUUGUUGAGAUGGAUGUCCCCAUCCACACCCGUAUCAACUACAAUGUGGAGAAAGGUCUGAAUUAUGGAGAGGGUAUGAAGAAAAGUCGAUCUGCUCGCGAUGGUGGUUCUUUCGGAAUGUCCGGUGGAUUUAGUGCGGGAGCACUGGCAGCUGGAAAUGCUAUGAGAGUUAAGAGCGAAGGCGGAGACGUUGAAGUGUUCGAUAACAAGAAAAUGGUGGAUACAAAGUUACUGGUCAAGACACAAGCGCUCGGUGGGCGGAUCAAGCCCCCAGAGGAGGGAGAUCCUGUUCAUAUGCUCGGAACCUUUAAAGGAAAAAACCUGCAUCUUUCUCCUGUCGCCGCCGUGGUGCAAUUACAUCCGCAAAACCACCAUGUCGAUGCUCUAGAUGAGAUGCCCAAAGGACGUGGAGCCAAGGGCAAGAAAGAUGAGGAAGAGCGGGCUGAGCCCGAAGCUCGUGCGAUCGAUGUGAAGGUUAAGGGCGCAGAAGAUGGCGGUGCCGUGCUGGCUGGGAACCUGGAUCUGCUGAGGAGAAUGCAAGAAGAGAAGUGGAAGAAAUUUGACUGGAUUGAUGCUGAGACGGAAGAAUCUUGGUACACCUACGAAAACUACAUGAUGAAUCAGCACCCCGAAGACCUUCAGCAAUUGGAAGCGGUUAUCAAUAGCGAGGCAUACCUUGAUGGUAUGAGUGCUCCUCGAAUUGACCCCGCCCAUCCAGAAAUGACGGGCUGGGCUAUGAAGCAAAAUCGCCAAAAGCAAAGAGAUGGCGCGUCAGAUACCGAGGAUGAGGAUUAA
Molecule: messenger RNA, 966 nt
Organism: Penicillium angulare
Lineage: Eukaryota; Fungi; Ascomycota; Eurotiomycetes; Eurotiales; Aspergillaceae
Exons: 3
Coding region: 1-966 (321 amino acids)
Biological process (GO): DNA-templated transcription
Cellular component (GO): RNA polymerase III complex; nucleus
Source: RefSeq, a predicted model, not a curated record